Molecule: messenger RNA, 2258 nt
Organism: Alternaria rosae
Lineage: Eukaryota; Fungi; Ascomycota; Dothideomycetes; Pleosporales; Pleosporaceae
Product: Carboxylesterase
Exons: 3
Coding region: 457-2175 (572 amino acids)
Molecular function (GO): carboxylic ester hydrolase activity
Source: RefSeq, a predicted model, not a curated record
AUGACCUGCGCGUCCCGCAUCUUCAUAACGAAUUUCGCGUUUCCUUUCUCUCAUAGUUUGCUUUUUCGUGGAAUUUUCCGUGCUCACUUCUAUGUUUGAGCUUUUGCUCUUAUCCAGCAGUCCGGUAUAUGCAGCCGUCGAACAAGCACAAGUGGAAUACACGCGUCAGUAGCGCGAGCUGCACUGUUUACUCAAUAGCAACCGCAUACACGGGAUGGCCAUGACGCCUUUAUGCUUUUUAAUUGCGGAGACGGCUCCUAAGCCUCGGCUUCGCGCACUAAAAAGCCUCUUUGUUUGGAUGGAAACCUUACAGCACGAUGCACGCCAAGCUGGACGUGGCUUGCGAUGAAAGUGUUGACCUCGGUCUCGCGUUUGUCAAAAAACGAGGCUUGUAUAAAGGGAUCACGAUACUACUUCAUACCCGUUCACGGGUAGUAAGACCACAGUACCGUCGACAUGUUCUCGUCUUCUAGGUUGGGCUCCGUUUGUCUUCUCCUCGUACUCAGUGGCGCGACGACCACCUGGGCAGACUCUUCCCCCGGAUACGAUGCACCGACGGCAACUGUUGAUGCCGGUGUCAUAGUUGGAAAGUCGACCUCACUUCCACAUGCACUGGGACCGGUGCACCAGUUUCUAGGUGUACCUUUUGCAUCACCACCCGAGAGAUUCUCUCCACCGCGAGCUGCAGAACCUUUCCAAGAAUCGGUCAAUGCUACCGAGUUCAAGCCAGCCUGCAUCCAGCAAUUUCGAUACCCGUUGUCAAGUUCACAGUUCACCCAGGCUGUCUUCAAUAACCCGCCACCGGAAGAAUCAGAAGACUGCUUAUACCUGAAUGUAUAUGCGCCAGCGGGACCAGCUGGUGGCAAUGGCAGAGCUGUAAUGUUCUGGAUCUACGGUGGCUCACUGCAGUUUGGUAACGCUGGUCAAGAACAAUAUGAUGGAAGCAGUUUCGCAGCAUAUGAAGAUGUUAUCGUUGUGACAACAAACUACAGAACGAAUGUUUUUGGCUUCCCUGCUUCACCAGAGCUGCCAUUAGCAGAACGCAAUCUCGGCUUCCUUGACCAACGUUUCGCCCUCAAGUGGGUGCAGCAGAACAUCCACGCCUUCGGCGGCGAUGCAUCCAAAGUCACCAUCUUCGGCGAGAGCGCAGGUGCUUUCUCGAUCGAUGCGCUCUUGACCAGCUUCCCCAAGGAUAGUUCCCCACCAUUCCGGGCCGCCAUUCUACAAAGUGGGCAGUACAGCUAUCGCGCGGCUCCCGCAACAUCGAGCAUUCCCGCUUGGAACAAUCUCACAGCAACGCUCGGGUGCCCAGGAACAUAUGAGAACAACUUGACCUGUGUAAGAGCGGCUAAUGCGACGACUGUGCAGACAAUCAUCAACCAAAACUCGCUGGUUUUCAAUCCGAUUGCUGAUAACAACACUUUGGUAUCAAACCCAGCGGCGCAACGCCUAAGCGGCAAUAUCGCGCACAUACCGGUCCUAGGAGGUACAAACAGCCAAGAAGGCCGCGUCUUCUCAGUCGGCCAAACAAAUAUCACUGCCUACCUGCAGGGGACCUUCGGAGCCGCACCUGCACUCAUUCCAACGAUCGAAGCUGCAUACCCGAUUGGUAGCAACGGUCUGACCAACGGCUACGACGUCAUCUCCCAAAUCGUCACUGAGGUCACAUUUCAGUGUCCACAAGCAUUGUGGGCCAAUGCGACAGCAUCCAUCGGUAUACCCACCUGGCGCUACUACUUCAACGCUUCGUUCACCAACACACAAGCUUAUCCCCAACUCGGUGCCUAUCACGCCUCAGAGAUUCCUCUCGUGUUCCGCACAUAUCCACGUGCUAAUACGACGACGCAAGAGUACGCCUUGGCACAGUUCAUGCAAAGUACAUGGGCCAAGUUCGCGAAGAACCCUUAUGCUGGACCUGGAUGGAAUGCUGUUGGCACGGGGGCUGAGGGUAGUGUUUUGGUUGGUGCUUAUGACUUCGUGGCAGGUGGAGUGUAUCAGGACCAGAAUGCCACGGCUGUGGAGGGAGAUUGGAGCUUGGGUGUUCUCGGCGAUGUUGGAGGUGUGAGGGGAAGUGGUGUUACUGUGCUGCCUCAGUCUGAUCUUGAUUACAGAUGUAGUCUCUUCAGGCCUAUCUUCGAGGCUAAUGUAGGUGCGGAGGGUAUACCUGCCACUUGAGGUGUAUGUCUAUGCCUCUAGAUUAAGUUGGUCUGCAAUGUAGUCUGACAGAACAGCAAUAUAGUAACCUGAACUGUGACUCG